AUGUCCAACCUUCAGAAGCGACCACCGGCUUCAACCAGCAUGGCAAAGUGCCAACAACCUCCGCAAGAGGAGCAGAGCGCCGAUUCUGUUUGUCGUGUCUGUAUGGGCAGGGCAUCCGAUGCCGGCCAGAUGGUUGGAUUGUUCAAUAAACAGAUACAGGGAACGAUCCUCGCCGAAGUGUUGACCCUGGUUGGAGCAGUGGAACUGGCGACGAAAGACGAUCGACUGCCCAAGUGGUGUUGCGAGGGUUGUCUGAAGGCCUUGGAGAGUGCCUACAACCUAAGAAUGUUGUGCCAGGAUUCGGACCGGAAACUACGGGAUGCAUUAUCGACGGAUGCGGUAGCCGUUGUGGUGAAACAGGAAGUCGAUGAAGAUUCUAGGGUUGGAGAUGGGAUGCUGGAUGUUGAGGAAGCUGUUCUCUCGGAAAGUAUACAAUUGCCCAAGUUAGAGAUUAUGGACUGUUUAGAGGAAGAUGAGAUAACGGAUGACGGUGAUGGAGAAGACGAUAUGGUAGAAGCUGACGGCGGCGUAGACUCGGAUGUCGAUGAGGCAGAGCAAGAUAAGGAUGAAAAGACGUCGGAAAAAGUAAAUAGGCCUACCCAUGGAAGGAAGCCCUUGAAUCCGGAUGUAUUCGACGAGGUAGAAGCCGUAGGUUUCAAAUGUUGUGGUUGUAAAGUCACGUUCAACACUUUGAACGAACUUCAGGCUCAUUCAAAGGAAGCUCACGCCGACAAAAAACUGGCAAUACAGGAAUUGCAACGCAAGAAGCAGUGUGAUAUCUGUUACAAGGUGUUGUAUAAUGACCUUUCUGUACGUAAUCACCAAUAUAAAAACAAACUGAACUUUCGAUGCAAGGUUUGUGGAGAAUUGUUUUGGAGUCGAAAGAGGGUGUGCCUUCAUUAUGAUCGGGUACACGGCCCGAACCCAGUGAUCAAGGGUCCUUCGAAAGUUUGCUGUGGGUGUCUGGAGAAAUUUGAAACUGAAGAACAGCUUAGGGCGCAUAGUUUAGCGGUACAUCUGCCAGAAAAACCUGCGCCAGAUCCUACCCGUCCAUACACUUGCAACGUUUGCUAUCGCUGUUACAAAUCCGACGGGCUGCUGUACACCCAUCAGUCCCGAAUGCUCAGGGACACCAAGAAGCACGUGUGUGCCCAAUGUGGAUUGACGUUCCGAUAUCCCGGAGAGUUGGAACACCAUAAAGUGGCACACACUGGCGAAAAGAAGUUCCAGUGUACAAAUUGUCCCAAAGCAUACAGCAAUUGGGAUAGCUUCCGAAGGCAUGUCAACAAUCACAAAGUGCCAGCGGAUAAGUACAAAUGCAAGAUUUGCGGAGAUAUAUUCAAAACACGCAAUGGAUUGAAAAGGCACACGCUACAUCAUACCGGAGAGCGUCCGCACAAGUGCCCUCACUGUUCAGCCACUUUCACUGUGCCUUCUGGGUUAAGAUGCCAUUUGUUGACGCACACCGAUGAAGAAAAACUACAAUGUCCGAUUUGCAGGAAACCGUUCAAGCGGAAUGCGGCACUCAAGCAGCACAUCCAAUAUAUUCAUCACAAGCAAAAGUCCCUACGCCUGCUUCUUCUGCCCCAAUCGAUACCAGCGGAAACACCAGCGCAAACAACACAUGCUUCAAGUCCAUCCCAAGGAACUACAAAGCAAUCCCCUUCCGUCAAUCGAGCUACUUGGUAA
This is a messenger RNA of Aedes albopictus (Asian tiger mosquito), 1689 nucleotides long. RefSeq names its product zinc finger protein 845-like. NCBI's taxonomy places the organism in Eukaryota, Metazoa, Arthropoda, Insecta, Diptera, Culicidae. Gene Ontology annotation, biological process: regulation of transcription by RNA polymerase II. Bases 1 to 1689 code for a protein of 562 amino acids. Gene Ontology annotation, cellular component: nucleus. The transcript has a single exon. Gene Ontology annotation, molecular function: DNA-binding transcription factor activity, RNA polymerase II-specific; zinc ion binding; RNA polymerase II transcription regulatory region sequence-specific DNA binding. The record is from RefSeq and is a predicted model, not a curated record.